Messenger RNA from Rhinocladiella mackenziei CBS 650.93, 1209 nucleotides. RefSeq lists its product as uncharacterized. NCBI's taxonomy places the organism in Eukaryota, Fungi, Ascomycota, Eurotiomycetes, Chaetothyriales, Herpotrichiellaceae. The transcript has 3 exons. Gene Ontology annotation, biological process: protein folding. The coding region runs from base 1 to 1209 and encodes 402 amino acids. The record is from RefSeq and is a predicted model, not a curated record. Gene Ontology annotation, molecular function: Hsp90 protein binding.
AUGUCACGCAUAAAGGAACUUCCUGAUGACUUUGAUGAAAGCGUCAAUCUCGACGACGCGCCGAGUGCGCCCUCAAUGCAGGACCUCUACAACAAACACAUCUCAGGGCCUCAGCAGAAUAUGAUAUCCGACAAAAGCUUUGAGGAAAUUGUGCAAGACAUGAGUAAAACUCCUCUUUUCAUGAACAGUCUCGACGAAGCAGUCGACGAGAAUGGUGAAAAUGUCAUGAUAGAGGCCAUCAAGGCUCUUCAGUACGAGGGCACCAAAUCGGAAAUCGCCCAGGGUUUCAAAGAGCGGGGGAACGAAAUGGUCGCCGAAAAGAAUUGGAGAGACGCCAAAGAAUUUUACACCAAGGGCAUUGCCGUGUUGGUCGACAAGACCGAAGACAAGUGGGACAAGGCUGAGGACGCGGACGAGGAGCAAAAACAAUGUGUCAUUCUUGAGGAGCAGCUCUAUGUGAAUCGAGCAUAUUGUAAUCUGAAGCUGAAAAACUACCGGUCAACCACGGUCGACGGUGCGGCCGCCCUGCGCAUCAACCCGUCGAAUAUUAAGGCACAUUACCGAUCCGCCUCCGCUCUGUUCGCCCUGGACAAAGUGAUGGAAGCCCUCGAUGUGGCCUCCCGCGGUGUCAAACUCGACCCCGGCAAUGCCGCGCUCCAGAAGUUGUUGGGGCAGAUUCGGGCCAGAGCAAAGACGAAAGAAGCCCAAGACCGACGUCGACUGGCAGAGCAGAGGAGAAAACAGCAGGAGAAGGCGGUGUUGGAUGCCACCCUCAAGGCACGGAAAAUCCGGGUUCGAAUGUCAAACGAGCCUCCGAACCUGGAAGACGCGACAAUUCGAUUGUCACCAGAUCCUCUAUCGCCAACGAGCCUGCUAGAAUUCCCCGUCAUGCUUCUUUACCCAAUGCACAACCAAUCAGACUUCAUCAAGGCCUGGGCAGAGAAGGAUGCCAUCACUCAUCACCUGAGCUACAUCCUGCCCUUGCCGUGGGACGACAAGAAUGAAUACACGCAGUCCACGGUGGAUUGCUAUAUGGAUACGAUCAGUGGCGGCCUGAUGAAGAUCGGCAAGAAAUUGACCCUGCUGGAGGCGCUGUCGAACGGCAAGAGUGAGGUGGUAGAUGGGCUGGUGAGGAUAUACGUGGUACCGAUGUCAUUGGCACCGCAAUGGAUAGAGGAAAUGAAGCGGAAAAAGGGCCAAUCGAAGUAA